GGCUGGGGCGGGCCGGCAGGAGCUUUGAGCUUGGGCACGGAAGCCGCGAGGGCUGUGGGGGCGAGGGCGGGGCGUCCAGAGGAGGCGCGGGGACCUCGGGAGGGUCCGGCCCUCGGAGCCCCGGCCUGAAGAGGGAAGGGGCUCCCGAGCUGCGGUGGCAGAGAGGCAAGAUGACUUCUCUCCCCCAAGCUUGGAACAGCUGAAGGAAACAACAGUACAAGAUGAGAACAACAAAGGUCUACAAACUCGUCAUCCACAAGAAGGGCUUUGGGGGCAGUGAUGAUGAGCUAGUCAUGAACCCUAAAGUGUUUCCUCACAUCAAGCUUGGAGACAUUGUGGAGAUUGCUCACCCCAAUGAUGAAUACAGCCCUCUGCUUUUGCAGGUCAAGUCACUUAAGGAAGAUCUACAGAAAGAAACUAUUAGUGUGGACCAGACUGUGACUCAAGUGUUCCGACUAAGACCUUAUCAAGAUGUUUAUGUGAAUGUUGUAGACCCUAAGGAUGUGACCCUUGACCUAGUGGAAUUAACCUUUAAGGAUCAAUAUAUUGGCCGUGGGGAUAUGUGGCGAUUAAAGAAAAGUUUGGUCAGCACAUGUGCCUAUAUCACUCAGAAGGUGGAAUUUGCUGGCAUCAGGGCACAGGCUGGUGAGCUGUGGGUCAAGAAUGAGAAGGUCAUGUGUGGUUAUAUCAGCGAAGAUACCAGGGUGGUGUUCCGUUCUACGUCGGCUAUGGUUUACAUAUUUAUUCAGAUGAGCUGUGAAAUGUGGGAUUUCGAUAUUUAUGGGGAUCUAUAUUUUGAGAAAGCUGUGAAUGGUUUCCUUGCUGAUCUCUUUACCAAGUGGAAGGAGAAGAACUGUAGUCAUGAAGUAACAGUGGUCCUAUUUUCUAGAACUUUCUAUGAAGCAAAAUCUCUUGAUGAAUUUCCUGAAAUAAACCGAGCCUCAAUUCGACAGGAUCACAAGGGACGGUACUAUGAAGACUUUUAUAAAGUGGUGGUGCAGAAUGAGAGGAGAGAAGAGUGGACCUCACUCCUUGUGACCAUUAAAAAACUCUUCAUCCAGUAUCCAGUGUUGGUGCGACUGGAACAGGCAGAGGGUUUUCCUCAAGGAGACAAUUCUACCUCAGCACAAGGAAACUACUUAGAGGCCAUCAAUCUGUCAUUCAAUGUGUUUGACAAGCACUACAUCAACCGCAACUUUGACCGGACUGGGCAGAUGUCUGUGGUGAUCACGCCUGGGGUAGGUGUGUUUGAAGUGGACCGUCUACUCAUGAUCUUGACCAAGCAGCGGAUGAUAGAUAACGGAAUUGGUGUGGACUUGGUGUGCAUGGGGGAGCAGCCAUUACAUGCUGUCCCGUUGUUCAAGCUGCAUAAUCGAAGUGCACCUUGUGAUUCUCGUCUGGGUGAUGACUAUAAUAUUCCUCACUGGAUAAACCACAGAAAAUGCGGAAACCAAAGUUCCAACAUUUGCUUAGAGCUUCUGUAUGUGCAAAGCAGUGGCAGUAACCCUGCCUCUGAGAAAGCAAAAAAUGGCCGUGAUACAUCUCUUGGGACUCCAAAAGAAUCUGAGAACGCCCUUCCUAUCCAAGUAGAUUAUGAUGCCUACGACGCCCAAGUGUUCAGGCUGCCAGGCCCGUCCCGGGCUCAGCGCCUCGCCACCUGCAGGUCUGUGCGAGAGCGGGAGAGUCACAAUCGAAAGAGCGCCAGCUCCUGUGACGUCUCAUCCAGCCCUUCCCUGCCCAGCCGCGCAUUGCCCACCGAGGAGGUGAGGAGCCAGGCUUCUGACGACAGCUCCCUGGGCAGGAGCGCCAACAUCCUGAUGAUCCCACACCCCCACCUGCACCAGUAUGAAGUCAGCAGCUCCUUGGGCUACACCAGCACUCGAGAUGUCCUGGAGAACAUGAUGGAGCCACCACAGCGAGACUCUAGUGCUCCGGGGAGGUUCCACGUAGGCAGUGCGGAGUCCAUGCUGCAUGUUCGACCUGGGGGAUACACACCCCAGCGGGCACUGAUUAACCCUUUUGCCCCCUCACGAAUGCCCAUGAAGCUCACAUCCAACAGAAGGCGCUGGAUGCACACUUUUCCUGUGGGACCAUCCGGAGAGGCCAUCCAGAUCCAUCACCAGACCCGACAGAAUAUGGCGGAGCUGCAGGGCAGCUGGCAGAGGGACCCAACUCACUCCUCUGCAGAGCUGCUGGAAUUAGCAUAUCAUGAAGCUGCUGGAAGGCACAGCACUUCCCGCCAGCCUGGUGACAGCAUGUCCUUCUUGAACUUCAGUGGAACAGAAGAGCUUUCUGUCAGCCUGCUUAGCAACAGUGGUGCAGGUAACCAAUCCAAGAGAAAAGAGAAACUGGGGAUUCUUAGGCUGGAGAUGAGAAGACCAAAAAUGACACAAAUCAGGACCAAUGACGAAAAUGACAAAGAACAGGUCCCAUUUUGUGAUAAAGAACUGAUCAGCAGUUGGUACUGCCCCUUGGGAAAUGGGCUGCGUAGAGGAGCUAAGUUCUGUGCCAUUGAAGACGUUCGUUCGUGCUCUUACCCCCUUGCUUUGCUGACUGGACACUCUGUUUACAGCUCUCAGCAGCCGGCAGCAAGCUCCUUAACCUCAUCCUCCACCCUGACAGAGAUCCUAGAAGCCAUGAAACACCCCUCGACAGGAGUCCAGCUGCUCUCGGAACAGAAGGGCCUCUCGCCAUGCUGCUUCAUCAGUGCGGAGGUGGUGCACUGGCUGGUGAACAACGUGGAGGGCGUCCAGACGCAGGCGAUGGCUAUCGACAUCAUGCAGAAAAUGCUGGAAGAACAGCUCAUCACACAUGCAUCUGGUGAAGUCUGGCGGACCUUCAUCUACGGCUUCUAUUUCUACAAGAUAGUCAUGGACAAAGAACCUGACCGAGUGGCCAUGCAGCAGCCCACCACCUGGCACACGACAGCCAUGGAGGACUUCGCCAGCUUCCAGCGCAAGUGGUUUGAGGUGGCCUUUGUAGCUGAAGAGCUCUUGCACUCCGAGAUUCCUGCUUUCCUCUUGCCCUGGCUGCCCAGCCGGCCAGCCUCCUAUGCAAGCAGGCACAGCUCCUUCAGCCGCAGCUUUGGAGGCCGGAGCCAGGCAGCUGCGCUUCUAGCGGCCACUGUCCCAGAGCAGAGGACCGUGACCCUGGAUGUGGACGUGAACAACCGCACAGACCGGCUGGAGUGGUGCAGCUGUUACUAUCAUGGCAACUUCUCCCUGAAUGCGGCCUUUGAGAUCAAGCUCCACUGGAUGGCCGUGACCGCCGCGGUCCUCUUCGAGAUGGUCCAAGGCUGGCAUCGCAAAGCCACGUCCUGCGGCUUUUUGUUGGUCCCCGUUCUGGAGGGUCCCUUUGCACUGCCCAGUUACCUGUAUGGCGAUCCGCUCCGAGCCCAGCUCUUCAUCCCACUCAACACCAGCUGCCUGCUCAAGGAGGGCAGUGAGCACCUGUUUGAUAGUAAGAGACACUCCCCUCUGGACGUUCUGUCUCCACGAGUAAGACCUCUCCCCCAGGGCCACCUCUCUGGGCAUCAAAUCCAGGCAGGCUAG
Leptonychotes weddellii (Weddell seal) is the source of this 3551-nucleotide messenger RNA. The record is from RefSeq and is a predicted model, not a curated record. Lineage: Eukaryota; Metazoa; Chordata; Mammalia; Carnivora; Phocidae.